This is a messenger RNA of Penicillium cosmopolitanum, 321 nucleotides long. RefSeq lists its product as uncharacterized. Bases 1 to 321 code for a protein of 106 amino acids. Lineage: Eukaryota; Fungi; Ascomycota; Eurotiomycetes; Eurotiales; Aspergillaceae. The record is from RefSeq and is a predicted model, not a curated record. The transcript has 2 exons.
AUGGCCCGCACUACAAGAUCAGCUAUCUCCAUUCAACACAAGUCUAAAGGUCUGGCAACCAACACAAAAGAUCAUGAACAUGAUACCAAAAUGUCGUCGAAAGCCGAUACAAACCAGGAAGAUUCGAACAGCAAAGAAUUGCCCAAGUCGUUGUCCGUAGCUGAUGAAACCAAAAGCAAUGAUGAAUACUACAGCCUCAAAAUGCACCGUGAAGGACCUAAUACUGAGAGUGGCGAAUUGGACUCUAAAUCACAAUCUAAAGAAGUCAAGGACCAUAAUAAAGCCAUGGGUAACCGGUAUGAUAAACGCCGAAUUGUCUGA